CAAGGACGUCCACCGGAUCUAAUUGUAAACUUCAAGUUUCUAUCUCUAUUUCCAAAGGAAUUUUUGUUCCUUUUCUCUCAUCGCCCAGCCUUGGGCAACAAAUCUUCCUGGUACCAUCUAGAAACCGGGUUCGAUACAGCGUCUGCUGUCAGUGGCCCUGAUAAUCCCAACAAAGAAAAAAAAAAGAAAGUGAUAACACAUUAGAGUUGUUACAGUCACAGGGAGGAGAGGAAACCUCUACAGUAAAUUGCUGGUGAGAAGCUCUUGAUCCAAGGUAUUUGACCUAUCCUCUCAUUCCUUGGAUCGAAAAUCAUUGCCCAUCAUUCUGCUCAGGAAUGCAGCAGAGGAGUUUAUCACGUAUGCACAUCCUAGUGCAGAGAUGGGGUCGAACCUGUGGCAGCUGUACAUCAUUUCGUCAUGUACACAGUGAUGCCAGUCCAUCUACAAUAUAUAACAAAGACAGGGAGCUUAGAACUGAUAAACAAUUGGAUUUGAUAGUACAUCAGUUUCAAAAUACAUUUUUGAAAAUCAGGGAUGGGAAAAAAGGAUGUGUGAGAGCUAAUAAGUAUAGAAACAAUAAAUAUAACAGUAGCUUUGAUAAAGAGUCACUCACUGACAUAAACAAGAAUGAGAACAUUAUUGAUUGUGACUCAAAUACCACUUGUAACAAUAACAAUACAGAUUUAAGAUCUCUUAAUGUGUUUGCAGUGGAAAAGGAGUCAGCAAAACUUAGUGCACAAAUUGAGAAAAAUACAUCUCUGAAUAAUACUAAAGGUAUAGAUCAGUUUGACAAAAUGAACAGUAAGACAUCUGAGUCAUCAACCAUGGGGAAUAAAAGUGCUGAUGUAAAUUUUAUGGCAUUUAAGAGCAAUUUAGAACAACCAAAGAUACUAAGCAGCAAAGAACUCUUUCUCCUGAAUGACCUUGUUAGAUCUGCACAGCAAACCAAGGAACUAAAAGAGGUAGAAAAUUGUGUCAGAGAGAACAUUCAGCCACCCUUUGCUGUGCUACAAAGAUUAUGUGCUCGGACCAGCAAGUCCAAUCAAGUAGGUGUUAUACACAAGUUGCAGGAGCUUGCUCAGGAGAUGUACCCUGAGGAAUCUGUCCAACAUAUGGGCUUCAAAUAUUACCUUGCAAGUGCCCUGUGUUAUGCUGGAGAUGUGAAAGGAAGCUUGGAGCAGCUUUCUCAGCUGUACUUCAGUCAUCCUCGGGGACUGAAGAAGGUCAAGGAUACUACCACUUUUGUUAUUUAUCAUGUUCUCAGUUCCAACAAUGAAGAACAUGAACAACUGGUUCUGAAGUUUGUUAACAAUUUGGCCGAAGAGCUGGGUUGGCUAGCUCCUGCUCUCUCAUUGUGGAGUAUCAGUUUCUCUAGCUCACUCUACAGACUUCAGAUGAUGUCUGAAGAAUUGCUAGAGAAGCAUCCUGGCCUUAUUAAGAUGCUGCAACGUAAGCUUGAUGGCAUGGUACAGAGGGCUACGUGGGAUGGAGAUACUGAUCUAUUGUACCGAAUUUUACAACUUAUGCUUCACUUUCAACUAUCAAAAUCCUAUUCUCCUGUCACUAGCAUACUAUUAAAAUUGCAGUGUGAUAUGGGAAACCUAAGUGGAGCAGAAGAAACAAUAAAAUUUGCCCGGCACAUGGAUGUGCAAUUGACUGCAUCAGCUGUGCAGAGGUUCCUAGCCUUGCUUAACUACCACAAACGGCCAGCUCCAUUGUUCCUCCUUUCUCUUAAGUACGGUCACCCUCCUGCCAAGCCUUCAAUAUCUAAACCACCUAAGUAUACUUAUAAAUUUUAGUAAUAAAAAUUUAGUAAUAAAAUUUAUUCCAUGAA
This is a messenger RNA of Cherax quadricarinatus, 1834 nucleotides long. RefSeq lists its product as uncharacterized. The record is from RefSeq and is a predicted model, not a curated record. Lineage: Eukaryota; Metazoa; Arthropoda; Malacostraca; Decapoda; Parastacidae.